CGCCUUGGGCGCCUGCGCAGCGGCGCCGCCUGCCCCGCACGGCUCCGUCCCGGCCAUGGCUCUGCGGCUGCUGCGCGGCGCGCCCGGGGCAGCGAAGUCAUCGCUUCUUUGCCUCUCGCGAAGCAGCUCCAGCUCUAAGCCAGGAGGAAGAUCUCAACCUGCUAAGCAGCCACUAAAGAAACCAAAGUUACCAGUGGGGAGGUUUGAUGAACCAGAAGAGUCCAGUAUGGAGAAGGAGCCCCUGGAAAAAUUCCCUGAUGGAAUCAAUCCUACUACAAAAGAGAGGGGUGGACCCAGAGGCCCUGAACCUACACGUUUUGGAGAUUGGGAAAGAAAAGGACGUUGUAUAGAUUUCUAAUAUUGAAUGUAUUGCUAAUAAAAUAUUUCUAGUUGCUGAAAAAUAUAAUGUACAGAAAAAAUCUUACCUGGAUUUGUCAUGGAGCUUAUUGUUUCUGUUGUGCCACCACAGAAUGUGGUGAAUGUGAUGAAUCUUCUUAAUAAUGCAAUAUAAUUAAACACAGUACUGCAGCUCA
Serinus canaria (Common canary) is the source of this 533-nucleotide messenger RNA. It is a transcript of the gene SDHAF4, whose product is annotated as succinate dehydrogenase complex assembly factor 4. Gene Ontology annotation, cellular component: mitochondrion. The transcript is spliced from 3 exons. The record is from RefSeq and is a predicted model, not a curated record. Gene Ontology annotation, biological process: mitochondrial respiratory chain complex II assembly. Lineage: Eukaryota; Metazoa; Chordata; Aves; Passeriformes; Fringillidae. Bases 56 to 358 code for a protein of 100 amino acids.